AUGGCCUGGGGUUCAAGCACUCAAGUUGGCUGUGGUUUCUCGAGGAAUUGCCCACCGAGGAAUGGAUUUGCCCUCGGCUAUGUGGUAUGCCAAUACCGACAGAUGUAG
Molecule: messenger RNA, 108 nt
Organism: Anisakis simplex (herring worm)
Lineage: Eukaryota; Metazoa; Nematoda; Chromadorea; Rhabditida; Anisakidae
Source: the annotation of a GenBank genome assembly